AUGGCUACUAUGACCGCCUCGUCAUACAGGCCAGCCGCCACGUUCCUUCCUUCCUCCUCUACAUCUCCCUCCGUACAUGUUAUUGAUUCGGUCGCCACCCAGCAAGAAUCUGAAUUCGAAGAAGAUUACCCCCCUCCUCUUUUCUGCCGCGCUCUCUAUGACUAUACAGCGCAAGACGCUUCAGCACUCACCUUUCGAACUGGCGAUGUCAUAGAGAUCUUGUCCCAGCAACCGUCGGGGUGGUGGGAUGGUUUACUUGGUGACGAACGCGGGUGGUUUCCGUCGAAUUAUGUGGCCAUAAUAUCGGAGGAGGAAGCUGAACUCCAAAUGUCUGGGUCGGAAUCCAACGCCGAAAGCCAGACUCUCGCCACCAAUUCUCAGUCUCGACUUUCGGUGGUCGACAUGUCUGAGGCGUUGAUGCGGGGUUCGAGCGCUGAAAAUGAGCAGUGGUUGGAAAGCGAGUUCAGUGAAUCAAGAGAUAGCAUGGUCGAUUUGACAAAUGCUACGCUUGAAAAUCGGACGACAUCUUCGAGUGACUUUUGGAUGCCUCAAGUCGCUUCGAAUGGUCAGAUAUAUUAUAUCAAUACGAAAACAGGGCAACACUCUCGCGAUCUCCCGCAAGAAGCUGACGAUGACACCUCCGAUAGCGACUUGGCCGGCCUCACAUCUCAGUCUAGCUCCCGUUCAGGAACGAGUGCCGGUCUUGGCUACAAUUCCGAACCACUCAACUCAUUGUUACCGUACUCUGCGGGAAAUGCUGCAGGCUUUGGACUCUUGCGAAGGAACGGAACGCCUGAACCGUGGGUCAAAAAGUUGGCGGAUGAUGGGAUGUCCUGGUAUUAUUACAACAAGGAGGAUGGAGCUGUACAGUGGACGCGACCGGAGUCUACGCCCAAUGGUCCGCGAAAUUUAGGGUCUCAAACCCAAGCUUCCAAUAAUACUACCUCUCAUCCCUCCAAUCAUAACACGCGUCGGCUAAGCGUGUACUCCGACAGUUCUGAGAUUUAUCCGGAUACUGCUGCUCGAUCUCAUAUCAAUGGUCUCUCCAACGACACCGAUCGGAUAAACACCAACGCGAAACAGGAAGCACCCGAACUCACAUCUGCUGAACGAAUUGCUCAGUCUUUGCAGCAAGCACUAGCACCCCCACCCCCAGAGCUCGUGACGGAUAUGUCUGCAUUAGCACAGGCUUCCAUACAUGCUGUUGUGGAGAACAUACGAUCUACGACGGAGAAUCGACAGCCAGAGGAUGACCAGCGUAUGGAUGAUCUGAUACAUUCCGUGGUCUUGGCUGUUCGGAAUCUACUUUAUGUCGCAGCUGUUCCAACUAGCCAAAUACCUUCGAACGUCCUUCCUCGUGGCGUACGCGAUCACCAGCCCUCCAGUUCAAGUUCCCCGCUUAAGCCUGCACAACGAAAAGUCACAGCAACGCUAUCCAGGCUCGUGCUAUCCGCACGUGCCAUACAGUACGAUUCUGGAUCGUCCCCGUCUGAUACUUUAAAUCGAAUAGAGGUGGACGCGGAGGAAUUGGGACGAGCAGUUCUCUCCUUCGUGCUAGAAGUGCAACGGAUACAGCAUUCCGAGUCAGGCGCGCAGGUGCUUCCUCCUACAAAACGGCUGAAAGCUGUUUUUGGUACUUCUAACAUUGGUCUCGGCCUUCCUGGUGCUGGUGCAGCCGCAACAUGGAAGGGUUUUGGCUGGGUGUCUCUCGAGGAUGAAUCCCUGUCACCGCAAAAAGUUCUUCGGACGGAUGUGAUUGAUGAGGUGGGCGAGUCUUGUAACAGAAUCUACUCAAGUCUCGCUCGAUUGAGCUCAGCGGUGAGGACGCCUGAGCAGUGUGAAGUUGAUCAAAUCCAACUCCUCGCCAGAGAAAUCACAACCCUGAUAUCUUAUUUCCUGACUUAUGUGGCUGACGUUAAUGUCGGUCGCCACGUCGUUAUUGAUGCCCCAACAGAAGUACCUGCUAAUGCUUUAUACGAGAGGACGCUAGAAAAAGCCCGUAUGCUCGUACGAUCACUGGAAUCUUCCAUCCAGUCGGUGUAUGACGAUUGCGCUGAAGUCUUACUACAAGCUCAGGCGAUGCGAGAUGUGGAAUUGGGGCAGCCCUAUCAAGAAAGGGAUUAUGCAUGUGACAUCCUAAACGUUCUCGUAACAUCACUCAAAGCCAACCUCGCGGUGGUUCACCAGACACUACAAGGCAUCCUCACGUUAGGACAUGAACAGCGUGAUAUAAGUCAGGGCGAUUACAGUGGCUCGAUUGAGAAGAGGUUUUCCAGACAGAGUUUAAUCGGUGUCCAGUUUGGUGGGGCUCUAAGACCACUAUCCAUAAUACCGAAGGCUUUCGACGAGGAAGAUAUCGUCGACAUCGAGACCGCCUUCCAGCGUGGACCUGUUAGGCCACGACUGCAAGUACCGCUCGAGCCUAAUCGAUAUGAUCCCAAUCGUCGUCCACAAAACGGGUCUCUACCACCCUCGAAUGUUAACUCCACUCAUGGCCAUGAUCGUUCUGAUUCUCUAACGGAAUCGACUGUCUUCGGGCAGGAUGCAAAUGAUCCGGGUGACUUGUUGAUCGAGGAUGACCAGAGCCCGGCGUCUGAUGACAAUCAUAAGGGCAAACCGAAACAGUCAGAUAAGCUCAUAAGGCUUCUUGGAAAUGAUGUUCCCCUGCCUCCUGAGGAGAAACCUUGGUUCUUGGGCCCCGACUCAGAUCCUGCCGAUCUCAUUCUCGACGCCGACAGGACCGUGAAGGGUGGGACCGUCAAAGCUCUCGUAGAACGACUGACUGCACAUGACACAGCUGAUCCUCAAUAUUCCAAGGCCUUCUUGAUGACGUUCAAAUCAUUCACUACAUUGGAUGAACUGUUUGACCUUCUGGUUGACCGUUUCCGGAUUCCACCGCCACCAAAACUUUCACCGAGCGAGACAGAUCAAUGGGUGAGAUUGAAACUAAAAAUUGUUCAAGCACGUGUCAUAAAUACUUUCAAGUCGAUGAUAACAGAUGACGAUGUGCUCGAGAAAGAGGACGUGUACAUCCUAGGCCGAAUGAAGGAGUUUGUUUUAUCAGAAGGCGUGUCCGUCUUCCCUGCGGCCAAACAGCUGCUCAAUCUUGUUGAACGAGCCCAACAAAGCGGUGAAACCAAGAAGUUGAUUGUUAAUGCAACACAAUCACCACCCCCAAUAUGGCCCAAGACCAACAGGAAACUCAAACUCUUGGACAUAGAGCCGCUAGAGCUUGCGAGGCAACUUACUCUCCUUGAAAGCUCUCUCUAUCAGAAAAUAAGACCCAUGGAGUGUUUACAGCGUGCUCGUGAACAAAAGGCGGAGAACAUGGAUAACAUUGCUUACGUCAUUCAAACCAGUAAUCGGAUUGCCGACUGGGUGGCUGAAUCCGUGUUAAGUAAAGACGACUCCCGCCGACGUGCGGCCACCGUCAAACAUCUGAUCAGUGUUGCUGAUCGGUGUCGAACUCUCAAUAACUUCUCAACAAUGAUCGCUAUAAUUUCUGGCCUCAACACACCGCCUAUACGCCGGCUAAAACGGACUUGGGAACAGGUCAGCCAGAGAUACAUGGCUCAGUUUGGGGCUUGUGAAGUCACUUUGGACAGCAACCGAAACUUCAACAAAUAUCGGUCAAUGUUGGCUGCUGUCGUACCGCCUUGCGUUCCCUUUAUCGGUGUCUUCCUGUCGACAUUACAGUUCAUUCAAGAUGGUAUCCCAGAUAAUCUCCCUGGUAACCUGGUCAAUUUUAAGAAACGACAAAAAGCAUCUGAGGUCAUCAGCGACAUCAAACGAUGGCAGGCCCACUCAUUCAAUUUCCAAAUUGUGCCAGCGAUCCGAGAUUACGUCGAGGAAUCGUUAUCGUCGUUUGGCGACACUCGUCUUUCGAGUGAACGGUUCUGGGAGAUGAGUUUGGAACGGGAACCGAGAGAGAGGGAAGAUGAAAAAAUGGCCAGGCUGUUGCAAGAGAGCGGAUUCCUGUGA
Marasmius oreades (fairy-ring Marasmius) is the source of this 3981-nucleotide messenger RNA. RefSeq lists its product as uncharacterized. Bases 1 to 3981 code for a protein of 1326 amino acids. Gene Ontology annotation, biological process: positive regulation of GTPase activity; Ras protein signal transduction. Gene Ontology annotation, cellular component: plasma membrane. The record is from RefSeq and is a predicted model, not a curated record. NCBI's taxonomy places the organism in Eukaryota, Fungi, Basidiomycota, Agaricomycetes, Agaricales, Marasmiaceae. Gene Ontology annotation, molecular function: protein binding; guanyl-nucleotide exchange factor activity. The transcript is spliced from 10 exons.